Molecule: messenger RNA, 3437 nt
Organism: Xenopus tropicalis (tropical clawed frog)
Lineage: Eukaryota; Metazoa; Chordata; Amphibia; Anura; Pipidae
Gene: brap
Product: BRCA1 associated protein
Exons: 12
Coding region: 174-1931 (585 amino acids)
Cellular component (GO): cytoplasm
Molecular function (GO): ubiquitin protein ligase activity; zinc ion binding; nucleic acid binding
Source: RefSeq, a predicted model, not a curated record
CGUGUUUGCCUUCCCGGAAAUCUAACGCUACUGACAACGUCUUGGGAGAAUCCACUGAAGCCUUUGCUCCCGGCCCUGGUUUUCCCCUUCCUUCUUUUGUCAUCAAUCCGUGACCCGGGGGUUGUGUCAUUCCCGACUCUCCCUGUGCGGCUGUCACCAGCCCGGCUAAACAUAUGAGUGUUUCACUAGUUGUCAUCCGACUGGAGCUUGCGGAUCAUUCUCGCUUCCCAGUGGGCUUUCAGUAUUGUGCUGCCACUGAAAUGUCUGAUGAAGAAGUCAAAGAAAAUACAUUGCAUGUUGCAGCAACUUACUUGGAAGGGAAGUUGCCAGUGGAUAAGACUGCAAUUCUGCACCAACACAUUGGAAGGAGAGAAAUGACGGACAUGAUAAUAGAGACACUAGGCCCCAGCCCAGAUGUUAAGGUGAGUUCUACUGAGAAAAUGGAUGAACCACUGGCAGUUACCAAUAAGGCCAGUAUGGAUGAACAGGGUAUCUGUGCAAUGGCAGUUCCUGAUUCACCCUCUAAACAACUACCUGAACAGAUCACUUUCUUCAGCGGAAAUCCUUCAGUGGAAAUAGUUCAUGGUAUUAUGCACCUGUAUAAAACAAAUAAGAUGACAUCACUAAAAGAAGAUGUCCGACGUAGUGCCAUGCUGUGUAUACUCACUGUACCGGCUACCAUGACCAGUCAUGACCUUAUGAAAUUUGUAGCAUCAUUUAAUGAAGUAAUAGAGCAUAUGAAAAUCAUCCGGGACUCCACUCCAAAUCAGUAUAUGGUUUUGAUAAAAUUUAGUUCCCAGGCUGAUGCUGACAGUUUUUACAUGGCAAAUAAUGGUCGCCAAUUUAAUUCUAUUGAAGAAGAUGUUUGCCAGCUAGUUUAUGUAGAAAGAGCAGAGGUGCUGAAAUCUGAAGACGGUGCCAGCCUCCCAGUAAUGGAUUUGACUGAGCUUCCAAAAUGCACCGUGUGCUUGGAGCGGAUGGAUGAAUCAGUGAAUGGAAUUCUGACAACACUUUGCAACCACAGCUUUCAUAGCCAGUGUUUGCAACGUUGGGAGGACACCACAUGCCCUGUGUGUAGAUACUGCCAAACUCCCGAGCCAGUAGAGGAAAACAAAUGCUUUGAAUGUGGUGUUCAGGAAAACCUCUGGAUCUGUCUAAUCUGUGGCCACAUUGGAUGUGGAAGAUAUGUAAGUAGGCAUGCAUAUAAGCACUUUGAAGAAACACAACACACCUAUGCAAUGCAGCUGACAAAUCAUAGAGUCUGGGAUUAUGCAGGAGAUAAUUAUGUCCAUCGAUUGGUUGCAAGCAAAACAGAUGGCAAAAUUGUUCAGUAUGAAUGUGAAGGAGACACCUGCCAGGAUGAAAAGAUUGAUUCUCUACAGCUAGAAUACUCGUACCUUCUCACCAGUCAGCUGGAAUCACAACGUAUUUACUGGGAGAACAAAAUUGUGCGCCUGGAAAAAGAUACAGCAGAAGAGAUUAAUAACAUGAAGGCAAAGUUUAAGGAGACCAUAGAUAAGUGUGACAGCCUGGAGCAUAGACUUAAUGACCUGAGCAAAGAGAAACAAGCUGUGGAAAGAAGGUGUGCCCAGUUGAACAGUAAAGUGGCCAAGCUCUCCACUGAGCUGAAAGAAGAGCAAGAAAUGAACAAGUGCCUUAGGGCCAAUCAAACCAUGCUGCAAUCCAGGCUUCGAGAAGAGGAAAUAAUGCGCAAGGAAACCUGCGAGCAGAAGGACGUGCAGCUCUUAGAAAUGCAGGAGCAACUGAGAGAUGUAAUGUUUUACUUGGAAACACAGCAAAAAAUAAACCAUAUGCCUGCAGACACUCGACAGGAGAUACAGGAUGGCCAGAUCAACAUAGCAUCCCCCAGUUCUCCUGCUGCUUCCGGAAAGCUCUCAUCUCGGAAGGGGCGUGGAAAAAGGGGCAAAUAAGUUGUCUUUUAUCCCUUUGUUAUGUAUCGUCUUAAGGGUUCUUCUGUCACAGUUUUGACUUUAAAAUAUUUUCCUGAGACAGAAUUUAGGCUGUUCAGGUAGGAAUUCUUCCAUUUUCUGCUGGAGAUUUAAGAGCUUCUGGCAUUAUUUAUUUCAGCUAUCAAGCACUAGUAGGUACAAUAUGGUUUAUUUUCAGACCUCUUCCAUGAUUUGUUUGUGAACUUGUUCAGAAACAAUUUAGCCGUACAACUGUCAGUAAAACCAGUACAAAAAGACUUGAAAAGCAAGAGGCCAAAUAUAUAACUUUCUGCUGUUGAGCUUAGCCAGAUAUGGUCUGUUUUAUGAAUAUUUGUGUGGAAAGAUCUAAACUAGCUUAUUGCUUACUUACUAGUGGCUAUUGUUAUGGUGAAUAAUAUACCUACAGAGUAACUAAAGCACUGGGAGAUUUUGGCACCAUAUUAGCCUACCAUAUGUUUGGAGCUUAGGUACCUUUGGGAUUGUUGUUCAGAUUCCUAAAUAUAUUGCCAUUUCUGCAUAGAGCUGUGUAUGUGCUGGUGUAUGAAUGUAAGUAUACAUCAGUUGUACACAUAAAUAUGGCAACAACUUCUUUCUGGACUGUAGCUGCCAUUGAAGCAUCACUGAAGCCUAUUUAUAUUGUCUAGUCAAAGACACAAAUUCACUAUGCACAUGACAUCCCAGCUGCCUUUACUGGAGUAAUCCACCCUGCACAGUCCCUAUUUCUUCUUUCCAAAACUGGAACCAGCUAUCACUGUGUAGCAAACAAGCACAACUGCAACAUGGCAUACCAAAAAGUUUCAAUAAGUAAAUGCAAGCAGAAAGUUAGUGUGACAAGUAGUUAUAGAGUCCUCCAUUAUUUAUGUUUGCUGUAACACUAUAUUAGGGGGUAAGUCUGUUCCAACUGAUCCCUGUUCAGCUUUGCUACUAUGCUUGCUUGUUUGCUAUAUCACAUGUCUUGGCUAAUCCUUAUGGUGUUUUAUACAGCUAUAAUAAGGGACUGUACCAUGUAUAAUGGCUUCAUUAUCCUAUUUAUUUAUUUGAUUUAAAAGUUUUGUUGGGUUAUAAAACCCUUUUAAUGUAUGGCAUUUCUUCAGCUAUUAAAGGACCAGUAAUACCAAAAAAGUUAAAAAGAUUUCUAUAAAUUCAGGUAUUAUCUUUUGCAUAUUUAUUACCUGCAAAUAUCAUUUUUUUGCAUUGCUCUUUUAGUAGUUAUGUUUUCUCCCUUUAGAGUAAUGACACAUUUUGACACUCUUGCAGGUGGCAAACUGCUGGAAAAAAGGGUAUUUUACAGUAUUUUGCCAAUCGUGUACUAGAGAGCUUAAGAGCAGCAAAACACCAAGUGCCGAAACCCUAAGUUGUAAUUAAAUACUAAAAGUUAUUGCACUGUAAUCAGAAAAUAACUUAUAGGAUACUGUAUGUAUCUCUAAAAAAAUUUUUCAUUAUCCAUAAAAAACCUUACCACUUAUGGUGCUAUCUGCUAUCAAACAA